This is a messenger RNA of Drosophila innubila, 1464 nucleotides long. Its product is annotated as V-type proton ATPase subunit S1-like. The record is from RefSeq and is a predicted model, not a curated record. NCBI's taxonomy places the organism in Eukaryota, Metazoa, Arthropoda, Insecta, Diptera, Drosophilidae. Gene Ontology annotation, cellular component: proton-transporting V-type ATPase complex. The coding region runs from base 19 to 1203 and encodes 394 amino acids. The transcript has 5 exons.
AUCAAGUUUUUUGUAAUUAUGACAACUCUGGUUGGAGCAGAGCUGCCCAUUACACCUCCCGCUUUCAUUUGGGGCGUUGAUUUACCCAAACCUCCGAGUAUUUUUGAAUUUGUAAACACCAAAAUGCUCUUCGAUAUGUUGCGGCCGUUGCAAGAGGAGCAUAUGAUUAUUGUCUAUUUUGCGAGCGAGUUAACUGCUAAGGAUUUUAGUUGCCUGGAACCAAAUUGCUUUGAAUUUUUGCGUCAGGUGAAGCCAUUUAAUUUCUACAGCCAGGUGCAUCGACCGUUACUGGCAUUGCAAAGGAUGUCGGAGGGAUCUGUGAUCUGGGAGGAGAGAGAAACAUUGCUGCAACUCCCCUGUCAAAGGAAUAAAAUACACGCCUACAAUUUCACCGAUCGCGAUUUACAGGAUCAUGACCAGCUAAUGAAAGCUGUUUCCAACAGUUUGGCAUUAUGUCCGCUCUUGCAAAUCUACACUGCUCACUCGGAGGAGAUUUGGGCCAUGAAACGCCGUCAUGAUCGCUUCUACCUCAAAGGCAGUCGACGGCAAUUGGCUAGAGAGGCUCCCAAUAAUCCUGCUGCUCUUCCAACCGUAUUACGCCACACAACGGGCCUCAUUUCAAUUGGGAAGAUUGUUUUGGCCGAGGAGGUAAAAAGAGGCUUAAUCGUCAACUAUAAACGCUCCGAAGUCAUCAUAGUCGACGAGGCCCCUUUGCGACUGAAUUUCGUGGACGAUACUAAUAUACGCAAUGGAUUCGUGCUGACAAUUAGCACCUCGAUGGGUCCCCUCUAUAUAGAGGUACUGCCCACAAUGGGCAACUGGCGCAUCUCUCGCAUUGUCUUCAUCGGCAAUGUGACAUUUAUUCCCAGAGACUUGCUAUUCUAUAGCCAAAAGUUCAGUUUAUGCUGUCGAUGCUUUACUACAUAUUCGGAACUUGGAGCACGUCUCAGCUUGUACAUGUUCCACAUGGAUGUGGUCUUUAACAAAUACUAUUCAGCAUUGGAUCCGGACUAUGUACCAAAGGAAUGUUGGCUUUGCGAACAGUUUCUAACACCCGGACUCACCCAGGGAAUUUUCUCGGCUUUUAUACUGCUUUUAAUACUAGCUAUAGGUACGAGCAUGCUCCUCAGUAUUGGACGCAACAAAAGAUUCUCCUCAGCCAAUGAGCCCGAGCUGUAUGUGAAGGGCUAUGCCGAACGCUAAGUCUGAGUGUCGGCUGAACUUCAGUGUCAGCCCUCGCAAAGCGAACAAACGUUGCACAUUCAGAUAAUUCACUUGCUUACAAAUCUAAUCAUGAUACCGAGCCACAAGAGAGGGAGGACAACUGGAAAGAAAGAGCGGGAAGGGGAGGGAUAUUAAUAGUAAUAGUGUCAUUGUCGCAUUUGUUAUUGCUAUUGUUAUUGUUGUUUAUUGUUGCACUCUUCAUCUGCGAAUAACCCGAAUAUGAACAUAAAUAUGAAUAUA